AUGUCGGAUGGUAAAUCUCAAUAUGGGGAUUUCAAUUCAAAGAUUGAUUAUGUAUUCAAGGUUGUAUUGAUAGGAGACUCGGCUGUUGGCAAAUCUCAGCUCCUUGCGCGUUUCGCGAAAAAUGAAUUUAGUGUUGAUUCAAAAGCCACCAUUGGGGUUGAGUUUCAAACAAAGACUUUGGUUAUUGAUCAAAAGAUGGUCAAGGCCCAGAUUUGGGAUACUGCUGGUCAAGAAAGAUACCGAGCAGUAACAAGUGCAUAUUACAGAGGAGCAGUUGGUGCAAUGUUAGUCUAUGACAUGACAAAACGCCAAACGUUUGAUCAUAUGACUAGGUGGCUGGAAGAACUCAGGGGCCACGCUGAUAAAAACAUAGUGAUUAUGCUCAUUGGAAACAAAUGUGACUUGGCAAGUCUAAGAGCAGUACCAGUUGAAGAUGCACAAGAGUUUGCAGAACGAGAAAAUCUUUGCUUCAUGGAAACAUCGGCACUUGAGGCCACAAAUGUUGAAAGCGCGUUUCUAACAUCUUUGACGGAAAUAUAUAGGAUUAUAAGUAAGAAAUCUCUGAGUGCUGAUGGAGAUUAUGGAAAAUCGACAUCUCUGAAAGGAACUGCUAUACUUGUUCCUAACCAAGAUGAAAACACUGGUGGAAAGAGUGGUUGCUGUUGAGGGUAAUUCAUAUAUGUAUUUUUAUGUUUUACACCUUAAAUUAGCCUUCUAGUUAUUAAUUUUUUGAGAUUAUCAUUCAUCUAAGUCAUUUUCCUGCAUGCAAUUAAGCUGAAAAUUUUGUACAAAGGGAGUAUAUAUAUUUUUUCUAGAAUGAUUUGAGUAACCA
This is a messenger RNA of Erigeron canadensis, 832 nucleotides long. RefSeq names its product ras-related protein RABA4d. Gene Ontology annotation, cellular component: endosome. Bases 1 to 666 code for a protein of 221 amino acids. The transcript has 2 exons. Gene Ontology annotation, molecular function: GTP binding; GTPase activity. The record is from RefSeq and is a predicted model, not a curated record. Lineage: Eukaryota; Viridiplantae; Streptophyta; Magnoliopsida; Asterales; Asteraceae.